AUGGAUUUGGGCAAAAUUUCCAUCCCUAGCGGCGGUGUUAUCAGGGACCAUCACGAUCGUUGGGUCAUUGGGUGCUACUCUCGGGUAGACGGCGGGAACGCGUUCAAAGCGGAAGCCUUAGCGUUGCGUGGUGUGCUCCAGCUAGCUUGGGACAAAGGCUUUCGACAAGUUAUCUGUGAUGUAGAUUGUGUUGAUUUAGUGAAGAUUGUAGUUGAUCCAGAAGCGGUUCAGCUUCACACAGAGUUCUUGGUGCUUUAUUCAAUUCGCCAGCUUAUAUCCAUGGAGUGGGACGUGAAGUUGAAUGAUGUCCAUCGUGAUAGCAACGCUAUAGCGGAUUACUUAGCUUGGAGAGGUGCUGCAACUGGUUUGUGGGUGAGAUUGAGAAUCAGAUUCGGAUGUUGA
Lotus japonicus is the source of this 402-nucleotide messenger RNA. RefSeq lists its product as uncharacterized. The transcript has a single exon. Gene Ontology annotation, molecular function: nucleic acid binding; RNA-DNA hybrid ribonuclease activity. The record is from RefSeq and is a predicted model, not a curated record. NCBI's taxonomy places the organism in Eukaryota, Viridiplantae, Streptophyta, Magnoliopsida, Fabales, Fabaceae. The coding region runs from base 1 to 402 and encodes 133 amino acids.